Messenger RNA from Anneissia japonica, 1325 nucleotides. Its product is annotated as cell adhesion molecule 4-like. The coding region runs from base 354 to 1325 and encodes 323 amino acids. The transcript has a single exon. The record is from RefSeq and is a predicted model, not a curated record. NCBI's taxonomy places the organism in Eukaryota, Metazoa, Echinodermata, Crinoidea, Comatulida, Comatulidae.
UUGUUUUCUAAUGGAAUGAGCUUUACCUUUUUCAUUCAAAUAUUUUCCUUAUCUAGGUACAAUAUAUAAUAGAUCAGUUAUAUAAAUACAUUUCACAAACUUUUGAUUGUUAUAAGGAUAAAUAUCGCUUAAUAAUUAAGACAAUUAUUGUCUGUAAAGAAAACAAUAAGCGAAUUGUGUAUACCUGUAACAUAAUUUUAUUUUCAUAUUGCUUCUUAUUAUUUACAUCCUUGCUCUAUUUCGAUUGGUUAUACCACUCCUGCUGUGAAUUUCAGACAAAAACAGAUUUAAUCAUCAUAGGCCUAUAUGCUUAUUGGCAAGAUACAAUAAAUCGGACUUGGUCAAGAGACUGAAUGGCAGAAAUAUUAUGUACAGCAUACUUCGUUACAAUGUGUAAUAUAAUAAUGCUUUUAGUAUUUGUGGUUAACUGGAAGCAAGCAAUUGGACAGCAGUUUUUACCUGAUAUGAAAGACGUCAGUGUAUUAGAAGGAGAGUCAGUGACAGUCAAAUGCUUCCUUGAAGGUGAUUUAUCCGAGGGUAUUAGUAUUUCUUGGUGGAAAAGUGAUCGUCAGAUUAGUGCCGAAAACGGUAUAGUUAUCAAAGAUCCAAGAUUAACCGCAAAUUUGGCAGAAAUUCCAGAUACUAAUAAAAUAAUGUAUUGGUUAGUUAUAUCAUCAUCAGUAAGGCAAGAUGAAGGCAAUUAUUAUUGCAGGAUAUCGCAUCCUUAUGAAAAACAGUCGGAGUUCGCUCACGUGACUAUUCUACAAAAGCCUUCAAGUGAAUACCCUCAAUGUUUAAAAUCAAGAAAAAGUUAUAUUGCUGGCUCGGAUGUAAAACUAACAUGUAUUUCAGAGGUAGUUUUACCUCCUGUGGAAUUACGAUGGUCACGUAGGCCUACUUCACUAACAAUACCACCAAUGCAUGUAAGUAAAGAGAUGCGUGACAAUAUUGCUUAUAAACAUCUUCAGUUCACUGCAAGAAAGGAGGACAAUGAACAAACGUUCGUCUGUGAACAGCAUACAGAAGUUAUGUCGGACACUUUAAAUUGUACAAUUAGCGACCUUAAUAUACAAUAUAAUCCUGAAGUUAAAAUACGACACACUAAUGCAAUAUAUGCGGGAUCAAAUUCUAUAUUGUUUUGUCAAUCAGUUGCUAAUCCUCCUGUAGCGACAUUUAGAUGGACAUUUCAACCAAUGCUAGAGCCAUACGAAUAUGAGACUGAAGGGCAAGUAUUGCGACUUCUUAAACUAGCAGUCACUAGAAAUGGAACACAUGUCACGUGCACAGCCACAAACCGUGUAGGUAGCGGUGUUGAUUCAUUUUAA